CUCUACUCUUUCCUGUGGCUAACUUGACAGUGUUUGAACAAGAUGGCGUCGAGCAGAAACGUCUGUUAGCAGAGUGUCUUUGUUGUGUUUUUAAAGUGUGAAGAUGUGUAAAGUCCAAAUGCUGAGAGCGUUGGUGAAGCAGCGACUAACUGCGGCUGCUGAAGAGAUAUUUGGGCUGUUUGAAAGAACGAUAGCAGAGUACGAGGAGCAACUUUGUCGCUCAAAAGAGGAGAACGAGCGACAACGGAAACUACUGGACGCUGUUUACAACCCUCAGCUCAGGUUACACAGAGCAGAGGUCCAGCAGCAGCUGUUGGUGGUUAAAGAAGAGGUUCCCCCUGAGCAGCAGGAGUGGAGCUCCAGUGUGGACCAGGAGGACCCAGAGCCCCCACACAUUAAAGAGGAAGAGGAGGAACUGUGGAGCAGUCAGGAGGGAGAGCAGCUUCAAGGGCUGGAGGAGGCUGAUAUCACCAAGUUCACAUUCACUCCUGUCCCUGUGAAGAGUGAAGAUGAUGAAGAGAAACCUCAGUCUGAGGGACACCACUGUGGAGGACCAGGACCAGGACCAGACUUGGAACCAGAUACUGAGAACGAGAAGCCUGAUGAUUCUUUAGUCGCUGAGAUUGAGAGGUCCAGCAGCAGCUGUUGGUGGUUAAAGAAGAGGUUCCCCCUGAGCAGCAGGAGUGGAGCUCCAGUGUGGACCAGGAGGACCCAGAGCCCCCACACAUUAAAGAGGAAGAGGAGGAACUGUGGAGCAGUCAGGAGGGAGAGCAGCUUCAAGGGCUGGAGGAGGCUGAUAUCACCAAGUUCACAUUCACUCCUGUCCCUGUGAAGAGUGAAGAUGAUGAAGAGAAACCUCAGUCUGAGGGACACCACUAUGGAGGACCAGGACCAGACAGGAACUCAGGUCCAGACUUAGAACCAGAUACUGAGGACAAGAAGCCAGAUGAUUCUUUAGUUGCUGAG
Molecule: messenger RNA, 966 nt
Organism: Epinephelus fuscoguttatus (brown-marbled grouper)
Lineage: Eukaryota; Metazoa; Chordata; Actinopteri; Perciformes; Serranidae
Exons: 3
Coding region: 104-832 (242 amino acids)
Source: RefSeq, a predicted model, not a curated record